AGAACAGCUCUCGAGACAGCAUACGUCGCGUUAGUCGACCCAGCUCGGUAUUUUGUGCCGUUACAAAAAUCUUAGUCUAUUUGUGUAGUGUAUUGCGUACGAAAAAUUUGUGAAUUUGACUGACUACCAAAAAGGAAAUUGCUCUUAUACAAGCCCAACACCCCAUUUGUCAGAAUUAAACUGGAAUUCCAAAUUUGUAAGGCACAAAAAACAAAUGAAGAACCACACAGGAUUUCACAAUUACUCUCAAAGUAUGUUCCUGUUUUCUGUAACAUAAUGAGCAGUAAAGACAUAGAAAAUUCUCAGAUAAAAUAAAAACAUGCAGCUAGAUUAUGAAGAAACCUUACAUCAGUGACAUCAAUCGUCCCACCGCUCAAAUGGUUCUAGAAGAUGCUGAAACAUAUAACAAAUGGAGGUAUCUCAAGCCGAGGUACCAGGCCAGACAGCUCCAUGGUCCUGGAGACUCGAAUGGAUCAUCGCUACCGCUCUCCCAAUGCAAACAUCUCCAGAACAUCUCAACAAUACCCUCUAAAUGUUCCCCAUCUCCAUUCAACAAAUUUAGACACUUCAAAACACUCCUUGUACAGUAACAGCGUACUGCCCCCUGGAAAUAAAAGCUUAAAUGGGGGACUAAAUAUUUCUCGAGUAAGGAACCAAAGUACAGUGAAUAAAUUCAUCACUAAGUCAAAAAAAGUAGGAAUCAAAGAGAUGCUCGUUAGCUUGGGGUUGCUGUGUUUAGUAAGUUUGUUACUCGCAUUACUAUCAUUGAUAUUUCUGUUAAAAAUAUCACCAGUGACUACCAAUGAUGUCCGUGAGUUACUAAGGUCGGAGCAAUUAACUGUAAUAACUGCUGAGGAAUACGUCGUUGUUUACGAGGUGACUUUAGCGUUGUGCGCUUUGACAUUAUCACUUAAUUUGUGUUGUUUGCUGGUAUGUGCUAUACAGUUCUUAUUCGCGGUGAAGCUAGUUAAAAGUCCACAUGGAGGAAAUGACAGGACAAAUAAAUAUUUACAAAAAUCAUCAAUAAGUAGGGUAUGUGCAGUCGGAGGUUUUUUUGUCUCAAUUCCAGUUUUUCUCACAGGAAUUAUUUUAUAUACAUUCAUCCAAUUCCACUCUACACCAGCCAUAGUGACGAGUGUUUUCAUUGGAUUGGGCAUAAUAUUCUGCGGCUGUGCCAUGGUUCAUAAUGUUUUUAUUUGGCAAAAGGAAAAAACUAAUGCUGUCAGGGAAUUGGCUCUACAACAUCAAGAAACGACAUCUCAACACCACAACUCUCUCCAUAGCAUUACAUCGGUUCCCGCAACCCAUCUAAAUCAUUCUUAUGUUAGCAGUUUUGGUCAUCCAAUAGCAUCUGUUCAUAAUGGUCCAUACAUUUUAAGACCCUCAACUACAACUCCUCCAAGUGGAGAAAAUUUAAAUCUUACUAAAAUGUCACAUCCUAGAGAAGCUAGCGGAUCAGUUAGUCCUGGUAUGCCAAAUGUGACAAUGGAGUUAAGUAGUGUAUGUACUACUAAUUCUCCUCAUGAAUUAUCAACUUUAGUAUGACUUUUUUGAUAUUUCCAAAAUAAAAAAACAUAUAGGAGAAACCAAACUUCAUUAGAAUUAUAUUAAUAAUGAAAUAGUGACUAAUAUAUCAAAAUCAAAUAUACUCUUAGAACCAAAGGAAUACCUAAAGUCGUUCAAAAAGUUACUCAAUUCUUGAAAUGAAAAUCAGCUUUGGUUAUUUUUUAUGAUUGAUUGAUAGUUAUUUUUUUAUUAUUAAUGCCGUUUUUUGAAAGGCAUCAAAUAGAUCCUUUGAAAUUUUCAAGUGAAACUGAAUAUUCUUGGCUCAUUCCGGGCUAUGUCAUUACACUUUUCAUAUGUUAAAUGUCACCUUUCAUUUGUAUUAGAGUAAAAAAUAUAAAUACAGAUUGGCCGUUUUUAAACUUGUUUCUUAUAUUUUUCUUAUAAUGGAAUCCAUUGCUAAAUAGAAAAUUCCAAGCAGUUUUCAAAUUAUAACUACACUCCCUAAGAAAAUUAAUGUUUUAUCGUUAGAAAGACACAAAAUUACCAAUAAAUGAACAAAAAGGAAUUUGGAACAAGUUCUGAGAAAAAAUAAAAAGGCUUUCUUCCCCUUUUGGCAUUAAUUACAGUUUGACGGCGCCAGGGCUUAAUUUAAAUCUAAUUUCUUAUUUCAUUUUAGUCAAGAGAAUACCAUAUUUCAAUAAAAUGAGAGACAGCCCAUGUAAAUUUCGGGAUGAAUUUGAUAAAACUAGUAAGCAACUAUCAAUUACAUCUCAAAAUGACUUUGUGUCAGGACUAUUAGCUUACCAUACCAUACGUCGUUGAAGUUUUAACAGCACGGAUGUCAAAAAUAGCAAAUUUUCAGGAGAAAGAAAAAAUUGCAUCAUUUUGUAUAGAUACUAUAUAUAAAUUUACAUAACUGACAUUAUUUUCUACAAGGAAUUAAAAAACAAGAACGUUAUAUUUAUUCAUUUAUUUUAUUACAAUGCAAUCAGUCUUUUUAUUUGUUAAACAUUACACCUAUUAUUUUAGUAUUUAAACAUUUUAAGUUCAAUUACACUUUUAUUAAUAUUCAUUAAUUCACCUUGUAAUUGAGGACAUCAAUACUAAUUGACGAAAUCACAUAGUCUUAUAAAGAUAAUUAUACUGUAAUAAUAAUUAUAAUGUAACAGAGUGUAAGUUAAGUAUUUAACAUAUUAUAUUAUUGAACAAAGUUAAAUUCGAAAAUUUCUUUAAAAAAACAGUCUUAAAGACAUUUAAAUAUUUGAAGAUAUAAUACCCAGCAUAAUUUGAAGUUUUUCUUUUGUGGCAAACGGUCGUUAAAGCUGUGACAAUGACUAGGUAUGACACGUUCUUUUGAGAAAUUGAUAUUCUGCUUUGGUACCACUUUGGCUUUGGCAGAGAGCUUCUUGGUUUAGGUCUUUUGGGUAAUCAUGCGUAGUCGUCAUUAUAGCUUAGUUUUUAUUUGCCCUUCAGAUUCAUAAAGUACUCUGAUAUCCGUAACUACUGGGUCAUUAGCUAGUCUACCUGGUCAAAUCGAAUCAUACAUGAGAUAUUUUAAAAGGUCGAAGAAAAAGUCAUAAUUUAAAAAAAUUAUAUUGUAGGGCUGCUUAGGAGGAGCUUCCUUUGAAAUUGACGCAAACGGCGAAGCCAGGUAGAUGUCUCUGUGCUUAAUUUGACAGUCUAUUGUACUACAUUUUAGGAAAAUCUUGAAAAAAUUUUUUUAGAAAGAUCACACAGUCUUUUGUUUUUCUCUCCGUAGGUGAUCGUGUCUCUUGUUAUCUUGUCAUACCUUUUUUGAAAUGUUCAAUCCAAUAAUGCACAGAAUUGUCUGUAAACCUAGAGUAGUUGAAAACGUUCUCAUACAUACUUAAACUCGGUCUCGUUUUUCAAAAAUGUUGUAUAAUUAAUAUGCUGAUAUUCUGAUACAACUAUUCAAAAACAUAUUUUUCGUCAUAAUUAAUUAGAAUUAUAUACGUCAAGAAAACAAAAAUCCAGUUACAGCGUGACAUUAAAGUUAAGUAUUAAUUAAUACUUGAAAUUUUUAUCAAAUCAAAACGAUAGUAAAGAUAAACACUAGUAUUUAAUAUGAGAGUAAGCUAGCAAAAAAUAUUGUUAUUUAAUUUAAUAGUAAGCCUGGUACAAGUGAAAUAAGAAAGUACUCGUAUUAAUCUGUAUUUAUUAAUAUUAUACAAUAUUACAUCAAGAUACUCUAGUGAAACUUGUAGAUAAUUUAUUUCUGUACAUUUUAAAAACAUUACUUUAAAACAAAUUUAGUAAACUUAAUGUACAAAAAUGAUGUU
This is a messenger RNA of Diorhabda sublineata, 3806 nucleotides long. RefSeq lists its product as uncharacterized. The record is from RefSeq and is a predicted model, not a curated record. NCBI's taxonomy places the organism in Eukaryota, Metazoa, Arthropoda, Insecta, Coleoptera, Chrysomelidae. The coding region runs from base 391 to 1545 and encodes 384 amino acids. The transcript is spliced from 4 exons.